AGUGCUACGGAGUAAAACUCAAAUUUGGGGCGGUUGGGUCGGUUUGAGCGUUUCUCUUUCUCUACACAUCAGCACAGAGGAGUGUAGCUCAGUUUUGACUUCUGCCACCAUGGGGGUCUGUCCUGAUGGUAAACACUGGGAUAGCCUGAUAAAAAGAUGCAUGCCCGGCAACAUGAAAAGCAGAUCAAAACCUAAACCGACCACAGCCCUGCGAUUGACUGGUGACCAGACAAGGGUGUACCCUGCCUCUCGCCCGAUGACAGCUGGGAUAGGCUCCAGACCCCCCACAACCCGAAAUGGAAUAAACAAGCCGACCCUUCCUCCGGUGGUCCAGGUGAAAUCCACAACUCCUGCUCCUAAGACGUCCUCAGAGGCGUUGCUAAGUCCAUUCAUGUGGAUCAGUGUGGCUCUGGUCACCCUGGGUCUCAUCCUGAUCGUGUCUCUGUGGUUAAUCAUUUGCAUAAAGCGGACUAGGAACAGAAGAAUGCUGGAUGACUCAGAGCAGCAGGAUCCUCUUCAGAAAGCAAACCCUCCCGUUGAAAUCCACUUUGAGCCUCCGGGCAGAAACAUCCCUACAGAGACGUCACACAGAGCCCCUGAAGACCCUUCAAUCUGCACUCAACUGGACACAGGAGACCAAACAGGAUCCGAGGAGAGUUUCACCGUUUGUCGUUGUCUCCCAAGGCAUGCUGGGAUGGAGUCAGAGUUUGGACUGGCUGCAGGAAACAAUAUGAGGGAGCACAGAGUCCCGCUCCCCGCCACAGAGCUGGGUGGUACUGUGUUAGUCACAACAAAGACUGUGUAGUGUGAAUGUUUAACUGUGUUUAUAAAACCUUUUCUUCACUGCACACUCUGCACAUUGAGAUCACUCAGUACGUUUACAUGCACCGCAAUAGUCGAUCAGGACUGCUCUAUCUGUCCCAGUAUACAUGCAGAAUAGGAGGAUGAACAAGAUCAGUAUGAGCCCUCUUUCAUCAAGUCACAACGGACCUUCUUCCUGUUCACCAUGAUGCAAGUUAGCAGCAGCUGUCUGGUUGUUUGUGAAAACAUGAACACAUUUAACGCUCUGUACAUUUUUGUACAUCUUCUAUGCUGUUAGUAAAAACACGAUGCACUUUAUCAGCCUGGCUUAUAGUUAGAUCUGAAGGCAGAAAACCACCCGACUUUUGCUUUGCUUGGUGUUUACGCUAACUGACUUCUGCCUCAUUGCCUGGAGCAUGCUCAGCUAUGUGGCUAAUGUAGAUAACAAGAUAGAAUAUAAUAUACAUAGAAUAUGUUACCGCUUUGUGAGCUUAGCUUUAGCUACAUCAGCUAUAUAGCUACAUAGCUAAUAAAGCUGCAUAGAUAACUUAGCUACAUUUUCUACAUAGCAAUGUUAUCUAUAUAGCUAUGUAGAAUAAUACGGCUACAUAGCAGCUUUUUGAGCUUACCUACAUUAGCUACAUGGCUGCAUAGCUAUAAAUCUGCUAACAUAGCUUUGUAGGAACAUUAGCUAUGCAGCUAUUUUAGCUACAUAGUUAAAUUGCUAACAUAGCUACAUGGAUAAUAUGUAAGGGUUAUCCAUGUAGCUAUGUUAUCAACAUAGCAGUUACCUACACAGCUUACGCAGAUAAUGUAGCUACAUUGAUAGAACAGCUAUGUUAUCUACAUAGCUAUGAUAUCUACAUAACUGUUACUCACGUAGCCUUGUAGAUAAUAUUGCUGCAGAGCUUACAUAGCUGCUUUAUGAGUUUAAACUUUAGCUACAUUUGCUACAUAGCUAUACAAGUCUUAGCAUGUCUUUGUAGCAACAUUAGCUAUGCAGAUAUGUUAGCUACAUAGUUAUGUAGCUAACAGCUAUUUUGAUAUGUUUUGAGUACAAUUCCAGACAAUCAUGUAUACAUGCAUUUAAAAAUCCUGUUUUCAUCAGACUAAUACAACAAAACAGCUUUUCUGAGUGCAUGUAAACAUACUGAGUGUGGUUAGUUUCUUUUCAUUUUUAUCCAUAUUCUGGGUAUCUUCUUUCCUACCAUGUUUUGAUGGUUUUUAGAUCAUUUUUGAAUUGUUCUGCUUCUUUUUUGUGUCUUUUUCUGCAUAGUAGUUUCUGGGUAAAUUGGUGUCCAAUAGUACAUUUUAAACUGUGUAUUGUUUACUUUACCUCAAAGUUUUACAAAAAGAGAAAAAAACAUGAUGUGCUCUUAAUCUUUUUCUGUAUUUCAAAAAUGUUUAUUCAAACAAAAUCAUCACAGGAAUGUUUCUGAUGUUCUGAAAAAAGUGUUUUAAUAAAGUUUAAGGUUUGACA
This is a messenger RNA of Cheilinus undulatus (humphead wrasse), 2281 nucleotides long. RefSeq lists its product as uncharacterized. Lineage: Eukaryota; Metazoa; Chordata; Actinopteri; Labriformes; Labridae. Bases 110 to 805 code for a protein of 231 amino acids. The record is from RefSeq and is a predicted model, not a curated record. The transcript is spliced from 5 exons.